Molecule: messenger RNA, 3687 nt
Organism: Punica granatum (pomegranate)
Lineage: Eukaryota; Viridiplantae; Streptophyta; Magnoliopsida; Myrtales; Lythraceae
Source: RefSeq, a predicted model, not a curated record
GAAACACCCUCGCCGGCUCUCUGGCCAAGAUCACCCCUACCACCACUACCCUUCUCUCUCUCUCUCUCUUUCUCUCUCUCUCUCUGUUGAAUCUGCAGCAAUGGCACUCAGUUUUUCACCCCUGCUCAUUAAUGACAUUUACUUCAAUGCCACUACUGACACCUAUCUGUCUUCUACAAAUGUCGAUAUCACCUCCAAUCUGAUGAAUGGCAACCCACAGCAGCAGCAGCUCACUUCACUCCGACGGAGCUCAGCGACCGAUGCCCUUGUUGCUCUGGGUUUAGAGUUUUGCUGCGUUAUCAUCCCGCGUUUGACGGUCCCCGGCCAUUCAGAUUCAAACGUCUUCGUUAACUUCGAAGAAGAAAUUCCGGUGUCUGCUGCAGGUAGGAAUUGCUCGGCUUUUGAGUGGCCGUUAUACCGUAUGAACCAGCUGCAUUACCUGUGGCAAAUGGUGUUGUGAUUGGUGAUAAGUGAGAGAAGAUUAUUAUGGACGGGCGGAGGCACUCGGUUGAUAUUCCCAUUUCGAAAGCUCUCGUAGCGCUCAGGAGAGUGAGGUCGUUGCGGGAUCCUUCUACCAAUUCCAUGAGCAAGUUCGCUGCUUUGGUCGACAAUGUGAAUUGGGACACUAAUUCUUGCAAUGGAAUAUCUCUGCAGUUCGUGGACUGUCCACAGAAAGGCAGCUCUCUGGAUGAUGGCCAACUGGGACGUGAAAGAGAAGACAAACCUUCUCCCGAGUUGGAUCCGCACUCUGGUGCGAGCAAGUGUAAUUUGAUCUCCUGUGAGGAUAUAGGGAUCAGGCAGGCCGAAAAGAAGGAUUGCCUAGGGAAAAAGUGGGAUGGGGUCCAUAAAUCAUUGGCUGACACAUACCAUCAUGAUCAUUUGGAAGACGGGUUUGCAUUUGCCGCACCGCCUACCGAUCAUUUGGAGGGUAUGGAUUCAUGUAGUGCAACCAUGGCAAGAUCAUCUCCCAUGGAAAAAGUUAAACAUUGGGCUUCGGCUCGGAAAUCUUACCAGAGAAAUCAGAGAAGGGAAUGUGGUGCAAUUGGUGAUCUUUCAAGCUGUGCAGGUAGUCCAAUACUGUCUGGAAGUGAUGCUUUUCCAGAAGGGUCAAGCCAGAACACAUCGUUGUUGUUUGCAAACGAAGAGUUUGACGGAGUAGAUCACCGCCGCUUUGGAUGCAAGGUAAGUUGUUGCUGGUCCAGAACCCCAAAAUUCAAAUGCUCGAACCCCUUCUCUGAUUUUGAGGAUAAUCCUUUGUUAAUGGGAGAUGGGAGUGAGACGUACCAAUGUGGGCGCUGGGAUAGUCGGAAUCUCUACAAUGUAGAGAGCGCUCAGUAUUCAGAAACUCCUAGGAGUCUCGGCCAAAAAUAUAGGCCAAAAUCUUUCAAAGAUUUGGUGGGACAAAAUGUAGUGGCACGGUCUCUUCUCGGUGCUAUUUCUAGAGGGAGAGUAUCCUCAAUCUAUCUCUUCCACGGUCCCCGUGGAACUGGGAAGACUUCUGCUUCGAGGGUUUUUGCAGCUGCGUUAAAUUGCCUGGCACUCGAGGGACACGGGCCAUGUGGGCUUUGCCGAGAAUGUGUUGUGUUUUACUCUGGCGGGAGCAAAGAUGUCAGGGAGGUUGAUUCUGUCAGACUCAACCGUGCAGAUGCUCUUACAUCUCUCAUAAAAAGUGCUUCCACCCCUCCCACUUCAUCCCGUUUUAAAGUUUUCAUUAUGGAUGAGUGCCAAUUGAUGCGCGAGGAGACAUGGGCUGUGAUUUCUAAUAGCCUAGAGAAAAUUUCAAGACAUUCAGUCUUUAUAAUGAUCUCUCCCGAUCUAGAGAAGUUGCCAAGAAGUGUCGUAUCUCGUUCUCAGCGAUAUCAUUUUCCAAAAAUAAAAGAUGCUGAUAUAGCUAGUAGACUUGGAAAUAUUUGCUCCGACGAGGGUGUCGACUUCGAUCAGGUCGCUUUGGAAUUCAUUGCUGCUAAAUCCAAUGGUUCACUUAGAGAUGCAGAGAUGAUGCUUGAUCAGCUUAGUUUACUUGGUACAAGGAUUACAAUGUCCAUGGCCUAUGAACUAGUUGGAACAGUCUCUGAUGAUGAUUUGCUUGAUUUGCUUGAUCUGGCAUUAUCAUCCGACACUUCUAAUACGGUUAUAAAAGCCAGGGAACUGAUGAGAUCCAGAGUUGAUCCAGUGCAACUAACAUCUCAGCUGGCAAGUCUGAUAAUGGACAUUCUUUCUGGUAAUUGCCAAGAACAUUGCUCGGAAGCAAGAAGGAAGUUUUUGAGAAGGCAUAGCUUGGAAGCUGACUUGCAUAAAUUGGGUCAUGCUCUGAAGAUGCUUUCUGAAACUGAGAAGCAACUGAGGACGUCAAAGAACCAAACAACCUGGCUCACUGUAGCACUGUUACACUUGAGUGCCACGGAUCAUUCUUCUCUGGAUGAACAUUAUUUUAAAUUUUGUUCGAGAACUCUGACAGAGAGAGAUGUUGAUGCUGACAACAGUGGUAGCAGAUCCAUUGCUGGGGAUAGCAAGAAGCAUUUCACCCCUAGUUUAUCUGAUCAUGACAAAUCUUGUUGCUUGAGAUCAGAGGAGGAUUACAGACAGAUAUUAGAUUCUACAUGGAGAAGAGCUGCAGAAUUAUGCAAAAGUAAUUCACUGAAGAGUUUUCUGAGGAAACACGGGAAGCUGUCAUCUCUCGGUUUAAAUAAUGGUAUGGUAGUCGCUGAAUUGGAAUUUAACAAUACUCACAAUGUAUCAAGGGCAGAAAAGUCGUGGAAGGAAAUUGCCAGUUCUCUUCAGUCUGUCCUUGGCUGUAAUGUGGAAAUAAGGAUCAAUCUCAUACCUGGUCCUUCUGCAACAAAGUGCUGUAAAGUGAAGAAGGCCUCUUUCAAUUUGUUCAGCUGUUCCCGCAGAAAGGAGCAGAAAAUGAAUUCAAAUUCCGAACAGGGGAGUGAUUCAGAUUGUUCUGGUUAUACCUCUGAAAAGCCAAUGAUAGGGGAUAGACCGAAUUUAGCCUGUUGCUCAAAUUCUGGGUCUCAAAAGCUACAUGUAUGCCAUCAUCAAAAGGCGGCUUCAAGUACUUUAAGAAAUGUAGAUGGCAAUUUCCUUGGCAUGGGUAAUUGUGGGUCUCAGAGGUCAUCAGAUGAUUUUAAGCAGCAGAAGACUUUGCAUUUUGCUGAUUGCUCGGAAGAACUCAAGUACUGGAGGCACCAAGUACUAAGUAUCCGAGAGUCGGGAAUUCAGUUCAGAUGUUGUUCUAGAGAAUCCAGGUGUCAGGAGGAGCUAAACAUGUUGGAGACUUCCCAAGUAACCUGUCACGGUACAGAAGCAAAGGAGAAGCUUGCAUUGUCUACCCCGAGAAGAUUGUCUUCUGAAACACUGAACUGUGCUGAGGAUUUGGAUGGACUAAUGGACGGUUCUGAUGUUCUUUGUUGGAGAACCCCCAGAUUGGCCUUGAGGAGGACUUGGCAUGAGAGGCAAAGCAGCUCGCGCUUGAUGGGCUGGGUUCUUCCUUGCGCUGCUGUUAAGUAGCUGGGCUGCUGGCAGGGUGCAGGGUCCUUUGGUAGCUUUAUAGUAAUCUUAUCCUGGUCGGGGCUAUGUAGGGGAAGGAAAUGUUGUUAAAACAGGUCAAAUGUUUAGCUGCUGAUUUAUUUAAGCUCAGAUGAACAUAUUUAUCAAGAAAUGCAAUGCAUCGAUUCGAAUGUA